AUGCAAUUCCUGGGUGGAGUUGUUAUAGGAGUGAAGAUUGAAGGCGGAGCUGAAUAUGAAGUUGCCUUCUACAUAUCGAAUGACAAAGGACAGGAGGUGUUGCUUGGAACGAACGCACUGAAAAGUUUAGGUGUACAGAUCCAACUGCCUAAACCUGCCACAACCCCCACACGAAGGACAAGCCAUAUCGGCAAGGUUACGGUCGCAAGGAGAGCGUACAUACCGCCGUACAGCUCGGCCCUGGUACAAGCCCGCUGCAAUGUUGGCGAAAAUCCGGUCGAACGCGUCAUAUGGCCAGCUUCAAACGGAAUAGCUGCGGGAGUGUUUAAGAUAGAAAACAAUGAAUGUGUGAUUCCGAUAAUUAAUGAGGGAAGCGAGCCAAUGAUGUUUAGAGAAGGGGAGGAGAUCGGGCACUGGAGUACUGAUAAAUGGAGAGAAGGAUGGGAUGAAGUCAAACCAACGAUUUUGGAAGAACGAUGUUCCGGAUUGGAGUUGCAAGCCAGAAAGCAGAAACUUUUCGAACAAAUUUCGCAAAACAGAUCUUCCACAGAGAUCCCUGAGGAUAUCCGAAAACUGGUGGAAGAAAAAGGGGAAGCGUUUGCGGUGUGUGACCAAGAACUUUCGGCCACAAGUGAAGUCGAAAUGGAUGUGGACACAGGGGACCAUCCACCCAUAAAGUUAAAAGCUAGACCUGUACCUCUAGCAAUGAGAGCUAAAUUGAGGGAAAUGCUGAAUGAUCUCGUAUCUAGGAAAAUAAUCGAGAAAAGUGCAUCGGCUUGGGCUUUCCCAAUAGUUUUAGUAGAGAAGAAGGACGGCAGCUUAAGACUCUGUGUUGAUUACCGCGAGCUAAACAAGUGCAUUCGACAAGACGCAUACCCGAUGCCGACGAUAGACGCGAUAGGGAAAGCAGGACCCAACCAGUUUUUGACCACGGCCAGCCACAGAAUUGAUGGUGGGAAAAUAUUCGUUGAGGCCGGAGCACCAGAAGGGUGCUUGAAUUUCUAUGGGAAAAAUCUAGGCGUAGGAAGCGCCAAAGCAUUGUACGAUUGCAUCAGGAACCGCGUGAAGGACGCAAAAUUACCGCAGCUUGCUCCACUGGAAGUUGCGCCGACGAGGGCGCCGGCUCCCCGAGGGGGGAGGAUGUGGAGAUCAGGAGCCGAUCGAAUGAUGAGAAGGUCACGGGAUAGUGAUCGCGAGGGGAAGUUUCCCGCCGGAGGUCAAGAGGACCAGAAGUUCCCUAUAAAAGGCAGAUGCAUCUUCUGA
This is a messenger RNA of Ostertagia ostertagi, 1263 nucleotides long. Lineage: Eukaryota; Metazoa; Nematoda; Chromadorea; Rhabditida; Trichostrongylidae. The record is from the annotation of a GenBank genome assembly.